UGAAAAAUCGAAAACAAUCGUCAAAAUUGAAAAGAGCAACAAACUCGCACAAACUUCUUUAUAACGACUCACCAAACAUACGGCACAGCAGGAAGUUGGAUUUAAGCGUAAGAAAAACCAUCCCCACCUUGCCUCCUGUCGGCACCCACCGCACCCCACUGCAUUUUAGACUGACGAGGAAGAAGGUAAAUUGAAUCAAACUCUAGUCAAAUGCAAUAGUGAAUAUGGAAAAUUCAACUCAAAUGUUAGUCCAAGAUCGUGCAAAACCCAAAAAUAAUCAACCCAGAGGCAGACCAGUUUUAGCUUCGAAUCGAUUUUCUGAGCCCAAGAAUCUUGAUUUUUCCGCAUGGGUUUCGGAAAAUCUGUACAAAAUCCUCACAAUCUUUCUACUUAUAACCACCGUGGCUGCCCUUUUCUUCCUCCGUAAUUAUGGCGCAGCAGGCGGUGAUACUGCCGCUCUCCUCUGCCUCCAGUCUACUCAGUCUCAGUCGAUUCGCCCCAAGUUCCCAGUUAUCAAUUGGAAAUCCAUUCCUCGCAUUGUUGAUAAAAUCACUCCUUAUGCGAAUUUCCGAUCCGAUAAAUGGAUCGUAGUAUCUGUCUCCGAUCAACCCUCUGAUUCGCUGCGGAAACUGAAUAGUAUUAAAGGUUGGCAAGUGCUUGCGGUGGGAAAUUCCAAAACCCCAAAAGACUGGAGUCUCAAAGGUGCUAUUUAUUUAUCUUUAGAAGUUCAAGCUCAAUUGGGAUUCAGAGUUGUUGAUUAUUUGCCAUAUGAUUCAUAUGUGAGAAAAAAUGUUGGAUAUUUAUUUGCAAUGCAACAUGGUGCAAAAAAGAUCUAUGAUGUUGAUGAUCGAGGAGAUUUAAUUGAUAAUGAUAUUGGGAAACAUUUUGAUGUUGAAUUGAUUGGUAAAGGUGCUAGGCAAGAAGUUAUUUUGCAGUAUAGUCAUGAAAAUCCUAACAGGACUGUUGUGAACCCUUAUAUACAUUUUGGCCAGCGGUCUAUUUGGCCACGGGGGUUGCCCUUGGAAAAUGUAGGGGAGAUUGGGCACAAUGAGUUUUACACGGAGGUUUUUGGUGGGAGACAGUUUAUACAACAAGGGAUUUCAAAUGGGCUACCAGAUGUGGAUUCGGUUUUUUACUUUACUCGGAAACCAGUGUUGGAAGCAUUUGAUAUUAGAUUUGAUGAGCAUGCCCCGAAAGUGGCAUUGCCACAGGGUAUGAUGGUACCUGUUAAUUCAUUCAAUACUAUUUUCCAUUCAUCUGCUUUUUGGGGUUUGAUGCUUCCGGUUUCGGUUAGUUCGAUGGCUUCUGAUGUGUUGAGAGGGUAUUGGGCACAAAGGCUUCUGUGGGAAGUCGGUGGGUAUGUUGUGGUGUAUCCUCCUACUGUUCAUCGGUAUGAUAGGAUUGAAGCAUACCCUUUUUCAGAAGAGAAAGAUCUUCACGUGAAUGUAGGCCGGUUAAUCAAUUUCUUGGUGGGAUGGAGAUCAAAUAAGCACAGGUUAUUUGAGAAAAUUCUUGAACUAAGUUAUGUGAUGGCCGAAGAAGGAUUUUGGAUGGGAAAAGACGUGCAGUUUACUGCUGCUUGGCUUCAAGAUUUGCUUGCUGUUGGUUACCAACAGCCUCGGCUGAUGUCUCUCGAGUUGGAUAGGCCGAGAGCAAAUAUUGGCCAUGGAGAUAGGAAGGAGUUUGUCCCUCAGAAACUACCGUCUGUGCAUCUUGGUGUAGAGGAAAUUGGAACUGUGAAUUUUGAAAUUGCGAAUUUGAUACACUGGAGGAAGACUUUCGGGAAUGUAGUGCUUAUAAUGUUCUGCAGUGGACCUGUUGAACGAACUGCUUUGGAGUGGAGAUUGCUAUAUGGCAGGAUAUUUAAGACAGUUAUCAUACUCUCUGGGCAGAAAAAUGUAGAUCUUGCUGUGGAAGAAGGCCAGUUGGACCAUGCUUACAAGUAUCUGCCAAAAUUAUUUGAUAGAUAUACCAGUGCAGAAGGAUUUUUAUUUCUUAAGGAUGAUACUAUUCUUAAUUAUUGGAACUUGUUGCAAGCGGAUAAGACUAAACUCUGGAUCACAAACAAGGUAUCCGAGUCUUGGACCAGCGUUUCAAUUUCUGGGAACUCCGAUUGGUUUGUGAAGCAAGCGGACAUGGUGAAAAAAGUAGUUGCCACAAUGCCAGUUCACCUUCAAGUCAAUUACAGAGAAACUGUAAAAGACCACAAGAGUCUCGCAAUAUGCAAUUCUGAGAUAUUCUAUGUUCCUCGCCAUUUAGUAGCUGACUUUAUCGAUCUUGUUAACCUAGUUGGAGAUCUAGAUAUCCAUCACAAGGUUGCGAUACCAAUGUUUUUUUCGGCAAUCGCCUUACCUCAGAAUUUCGACCCCGUGUUUAGUUCCAUGGAAUAUAAGCAAAAUAUACCAAGUAACUCUACAUCAUUUUAUUCUGCUGAAGUUCCUGCUGUUCACCCUUGGAACGUGUCGAGCGAGCAAGAUUUUAUUAAGCUAAUAAGAAUAAUGGCAGCAGGAGAUCCUCUCUUAAUGGAGUUGGUCUGAUGGCAAAAACAAAAACAUUUUCGAGUCUAAAUGCCUCGAAGAGGAGUGGGGUGCGGUGAAAUACAUGUACAUCCUGUAUUGACGAAAUAUACUGCAGUUUUAGGUACUAUUCUUUGAGGAAGAGGUUCCUUUGUAGAGUGUUUUUUCGUAAUAUUAUUUCUUGUUGUAGAUUUACUUGCACAGUAACAAACUUUGUAAGAACUCGUAUUCUUUUCGGUAUUUCAAUUUGCUUCUAGGAACAUAAGAUUUUUUCAUUGACGCUGUAAUUUGUACAUUUAUAUUACACUUAAAACUUCAUACCAUAGCAGCUGUUUGCAGAAGUUUGUAUU
Olea europaea var. sylvestris is the source of this 2866-nucleotide messenger RNA. RefSeq names its product probable glycosyltransferase STELLO2. The record is from RefSeq and is a predicted model, not a curated record. The coding region runs from base 225 to 2537 and encodes 770 amino acids. The transcript has 4 exons. NCBI's taxonomy places the organism in Eukaryota, Viridiplantae, Streptophyta, Magnoliopsida, Lamiales, Oleaceae.